GAGCCUGAACCAGUGGAGGACUGUGUGCAGAGCACACUCGCUGCCUUGUACCCACCCUUUGAAGCCACAGCCCCAACCCUGUUGGGCCAAGUGUUCCAGGUGGUGGAGAGGACUUACCAGGAGGAUGCACUGAGGUACACGCUGGACUUCCUGGUACCUGCUAAACACCUGCUUGCCAAGGUCCAGCAGGAAGCCUGUGCCCAGUAUAGUGGAUUUCUCUUCUUCCACGAGGGCUGGCCACUCUGCUUGCAUGAACAGGUAGUAGUGCAGCUAGCAGCACUUCCCUGGCAGCUGCUGCGCCCUGGCGACUUCUACCUGCAGGUAGUACCUUCAGCAGCCCAAGCUCCCCGUCUGGCACUGAAAUGUCUCGCCCCAGGAGGUGGGCGGGUACAGGAGCUGCCAGUGCCCAGUGAAGCCUGUGCCUACCUAUUCACACCCGAGUGGCUACAAGGCGUUAACAAGGACCGGCCAACGGGGCGCCUGAGCACCUGCCUUCUAUCUGCACCUUCUGGAAUUCAGCGGCUGCCCUGGGCUGAGCUCAUCUGCCCAAGAUUUGUGCACAAAGAGGGCCUCAUGGUUGGACAUCAGCCAAGCACACUGCCCCCAGAACUGCCCUCUGGGCCCCCAGGGCUUCCUAGCUCUCCACUCCCGGAGGAGGUGCUGGGUACCCGGAGUCCUGGGGAUGGACACAACGCUCCUGCAGAGGGUCCUGAAGGUGAAUACGUGGAACUGUUGGAGGUGACACUGCCUCAUAUGAGGGGAAGCCCCACAGAUGCUGAGGCCUCGGGCCUCUCCAGGACCCGCACAGUCCCUACCCGUAAGAGUACUGGAGGGAAGGGCCGGCACCGGAGACACCGGGCAUGGAUGCACCAGAAAGGCCUAGGGUCUAGGGACCAGGAUGGGUCACGGCCACCUGGUGAAGGGAGUAGCACUGGGGUCUCUUCUGACUCACCCCCAGGGGCUGAGGCAGACCCAGAUACAACAGUCCUGGUGGCAUCUGAGCCCCCAGCAGAGGCUCUGGGGGAGACCUCUGAAUCCUGCCUCCUGUCAGGCGAGGCUGGGGGAGGAGUGGGCCAGGGGACUGAAGGACCACCUGGUACUCCUCGAAGAACAGGCAAAGGGAACAGAAGAAAGAAGCGAGCUGCUAGCAGAGCUGCUGUAAAAGGGGAGAGUACUCCGCUCAGCCCCAGGGACAAGGAAGAGACUAGACAGCAGGAAGUCCUUGUCAGUCUGCCCUCACCCAGUGAACAGGAACCUGCAGAAUGCAGCCCGGUUAAGGAGGAAGAGGAUUCUGGGAAGCCAGAGUCUGAACUAAAAGAACUCAAGCCAACAGACGAAAAAGAGCCUGUACCCCCAGAAGACUGUGAGCCUCCAGAAGAGGGAAUCAGAGAGAGUGAACAAAAGGGAUUGAUCCCAGUGUCUACAGCAGGAUCCACAGGUCCAGAGUGGCUUCCAUCUGACCCCCCAACACAACCCCUGGAGACUGUGCAGGAUGUAAAAGGAGACAGCAUCCCAGAAGAAACUCCCGAAGUUUCCAUCUUAGACCACCCACUUGUAGCUUGGGACUUGAUGGCAUCUGGAUUCUUCGUUCUGACUGGGGGCAUCGAUCAGACUGGGAGAGCUUUGCUGACGAUCACACCACCGCCUCCAUGCCUUCCUGAGGAGCCCUCACCCUCCCAAGAGACACUCAACACUGCUCUUCGUUACCUCUACUCACUGCUCAGGCCUGAUUUGCAGUUAUUGGGGCUCACUAUCCUGCUUGACCUUCGCAAGGCACCCCCACUGCCUCCAGCACUUAUUCCUGCCUUGAGUCAGCUUCAGGACUCAGGCAACCCUCCGCUUAUUCAGAGGCUAAUGAUUCUCAUUCAUGAAGAGCCUCCAGCUGAACUCUGUGGAUUUCAGGGAGCUGAGUUGCUGUCAGAGAAGGACCUAAAAAGAGUGGCCAAGCCAGAGGAGCUGCCAUGGGACUUAGGAGGUCACAAGGAUGUCUCCCCCAACCACUGGGUAGAGAUACAUCAGGAAGUGGCAAGGCUGUGCAGCUUGUGCCAAGGCGUGUUGACCUCUGUACGUCAGGCCAUUGAGGAGCUAGAGGGAGCAGCGGAAGCACAGGAAGAGGAGGCGGCAGGAAUGCCUGAGCCCCUGCAAAAGGUGCUGGCUGAUCCUCGGCUGACAGCACUACAGAGGACUGGAGGCGCCAUCCUGAUGCGGCUGCGAUCCACCCAUAGCAGCAAGCUAGAGGGUCCAGGCCCAGCUGUGUUAUACCAGGAGGUAGAUGAGGCCAUCCACCAACUCGUGCGUCUCUCCAACCUACGUGUGCAGCGGCAGGAACAACGCCAACGCCUGCACCAACUCCAACAGGUGUUACAGUGGCUCUCUGGCCCAGGGGAAGAGCAGCUGGCCAGCUUCGCCAUGCCUGGGAACUCACUCUCAGUCUUGCAAGAGACAGAACUGCGAUUCCGGGCUUUCAGCACUGAGGUGCAGGAGCGCCUAGUCCAGGCCCGGGAAGCUUUGGCCCUGGAGGAGGACAUGGCCUCCCAGAAAGUUCUGGAUAUCUUUGAGCAGCGACUGGAGCAGGUUGAGAGUGGCCUCCAUCGGGCUCUGCGGCUCCAGCGCUUCUUCCAGCAGGCACACGAAUGGGUAGAUGAGGGCUCUGCUCGGCUGGCAGGAGCUGGGCCUGGUCGUGAAGCUGUGCUGGCAGCCCUAGCCCUACGGCGGGCCCCAGAGCCCAGUGCAGGCACUUUCCAGGAGAUGCGAGCCCUGGCCCUGGACCUGGGCAGCCCAGCAGUCCUUCGAGAAUGGGGCCGAUGCCGAGCACGCUGCCAAGAGCUGGAAAGGAGGAUUCAGCAGCAGCUGGGAGAGGAGGCCAGUCCUAGAGGCCACAGACGACGACGGGCAGACAGUGCCAGCAGCACAGGGGCCCAGCAUGGAGCCCAUAGCCCUUCGCCCAGCCUCAGCUCCCUGCUUCUUCCCAGCAGCCCUGGGCCACGGGCAGCCCCAUCACAUUGCUCUCUGACCCCAUGUGGGGAGGACUAUGAGGAGGAAGGCCUUGAGCUAGCUCCAGAAGCAGAUGGAAGACCCCCACGGGCUGUGCUGAUCCGAGGCCUGGAGGUUACCAGUACAGAAGUGGUAGACAGGACGUGUUCACCCCGAGAACAUGUGUUGUUGGGUCGGGCUGGAGGACCAGAUGGGCCCUGGGGAAUAGGUACCCCUCGAAUGGAGCGCAAACGAAGCAUCAGUGCCCAGCAGCGUCUAGUGUCUGAACUGAUUGCCUGUGAGCAAGAAUACAUAACCACUCUGAAUGAGCCAGUGCCACCACCUGGGCCCGAGCUGACUCCUGAGCUUCGGUGUACCUGGGCUGCAGCCCUGAGUGCCAGAGAGAGACUUCGCAGCUUCCACGGGACACACUUUCUACAAGAGCUUCAGGGCUGCACCACCCAUCCUCUGCGCAUUGGGGCAUGCUUCCUUCGCCAUGGGGACCAGUUCAACCUCUAUGCACAGUUGGUGAAGCACAGACACAAACUGGAGAGUGGUCUGGCUGCCCUCACCUCCUCGGCCAAGGGUUCCAUGGAGAGCAGCCCUUGCCUGCCCCGAGCCCUGCAACAGCCCCUGGAGCAGCUGGCUCGGUAUGGACAGUUCCUGGAGGAGCUCCUGAGGGAAGCUGGGCCUGAGCUAAGCUCUGAGCGCCAGGCCCUCAGGGCUGCUGUACAGUUGCUCCAGGAACAAGAGGCCCGAGGCAGGGAUUUGCUCGCAGUGGAAGCUGUGCGAGGCUGUGAGAUAGAUUUGAAGGAACAGGGACAGCUCUUGCAUCGGGACCCAUUCACUGUCAUCUGUGGGCGGAAAAAGUGCCUCCGCCAUGUCUUUCUGUUUGAGGACCUGCUCUUGUUCAGCAAGUUCAAGGGCUUUGAGGGAGGAUCUGAGACCUUCGUUUACAAGCAGGCUUUCAAGACUGCUGACAUGGGGCUGACAGAAAACAUCGGGGACAGUGGACUCUGUUUCGAGCUUUGGUUCCGGCGGCGGCGCGCACGAGAAGCAUACACUUUGCAAGCUAUCUCACCAGAGACCAAACUAAAGUGGACAAGUUCUAUCGCCCAGCUGCUAUGGAGACAGGCAGCCCACAACAAGGAGCUCCGAGUGCAGCAGAUGGUUUCCAUGGGCAUUGGCAAUAAACCUUUCCUGGACAUUAAAGCCCUGGGGGAACGGACACUGAGUGCCCUGCUCACUGGAAGAGCCGCCCGCACCCGGGCCUCCGUAGCCGUGUCAUCUUUUGAGCAUGCUGGCCCGUCCCUUCCCGGCCUCUCACCGGGAGCCUGCUCCCUGCCUGCCCGCGUCGAGGAGGAGGCCUGGGAUCUGGACGUCAAGCAGAUUUCCCUGGCCUCAGAAACACUUGACUCUUCGGGAGAUGUGUCCCCAGGACCAAGAAACAGCCCCAGCCUGCAGCCCCCGCACCAUGGGAGCAGCACUCCCACCCUGGCCAGUGGAGGGAUCUUAGGGCUCUCCCGACAGGCCUGGCUGAGAAGCAUCAAGGUCAGAGAGUCAUUCCCGAGCCCUGAGUGACCCCACCACGCCUCUGUGACCUGAUGCAUGCGAGUCAGCUUCUUGCCUCUCCCAACCCAUCUCCCUCUUCUCUCCUGGCUUCCAGAGAAGAUCCAGAACUUGGCUGCAGCCCCUUGCCAGCACUUUUAGGCUGGUAAGCCAAUGGGACAUAAUGGAGGACUAAGCUCUCAAUUUCCUCCCUCUACUUCCUGGACAGAGAGGAGGGCAAGGACCAGAGAGCGUCCCCUGUCACUGCUAUCUCUAGCUCUCCCCUGCUUGGUGCCUUCUGCUGCAGGAACCAGAGUGGCCCUGUGUGCUUGCCUUUAUGCCCUGGGGGCAGGGACCCAUCCCUCCUCCAGUCCCCCCCCCAUCCUGUGCUGCUGCACAACCACAGGACGCUCACUGCUGACAGCCUGCUUCUCUUCCCAUCCCCUGACUCUCCUGGAAGAUUCAUCUCUGCCAGGUCGGAUGGAAUUCCAUUCCGGGGUAUCAUGGGACAUGACGUGUUCUAAGCCAUUGAAGGAGAUGGGGUGGGCGUUGCAGACUUUAUAUAUGUAAUUACUGUUGUUAUACUAUUGUUAUAUUAAAUGUAUUUACUCUCACUGUGCCUCCCAAGGGCCAGAGCAGGCCUCUGGA
Cricetulus griseus (Chinese hamster) is the source of this 5169-nucleotide messenger RNA. The record is from RefSeq and is a predicted model, not a curated record. Lineage: Eukaryota; Metazoa; Chordata; Mammalia; Rodentia; Cricetidae.